AUGGCCGACAAGACGAACGCGGAAGGGAUCGAAACUCAAAAGACGCAAGAAGUGACACCAGAAGAAAACGCAGCCAUCUGGAGCGCACAUAUCUUAAAAACCGCGAGAGUGAGCAAAUUAACACAAGAGUAUCGCGAUAACAAAGAUUGGAAACUCAACAUAUUCACAGCCGUUUAUUAUGAAAAGAAUCCCGACAAAAACAGAUAUAAUGAUAUUCCGUGUAUGGACGAGAAUCGGGUGGUUCUCAAAGAGCGAGACGCCACCAACGACUACAUUCACGCCUCGUGGAUGACGAUGCCCGACGGAUUUCAGUACAUCUCAACGCAGGGACCAUUGAAAAACACGAUCGACGAUUUUUGGCAUAUGAUCUACACGGAGAAAUGUCGAGUGAUCAUCAUGCUGUGCCAAUACGUCGAAGACGACGCCGAAAAAUGCCGACGCUAUUUCGACAACGACGCGACGAAAGAGUACGGCGAGUACAAGGUGAGCGUCAAGGAGAAGCAAAUCGAUGAGAAUCCAUCAUUGAAGUACACCGUGUUGCAAUUAUCGCGAAAAGGAAAUGAAAAAUCGCAAACAGUUCAUCAUUAUUGGUAUCAUGAUUGGCACGAUCAUGUGGCUCCGCUCGAUCCGAUAAGAAUCAUACGAAUGCACAAAUCAGCUAUUGAAAACGCCAAAUUCGGACCAAUCACAGUGCAUUGUUCGGCGGGUGUCGGCCGAACCUCGACAUACAUUGGCAUUCAUUAUGCUGUCGAGCAAAUCAAAAUCAACCCAAAAACCACAAUGGUCGAUAUACUCAAAAGUCUUCGAAAAAUGAGGUAUGGAUCGAUUCAAAGUCAACUUCAAUACGUAUUUCUCCACAUUUGCGUCAUUCAACUUUUGAUUGUCGAUGGAAUCAUCAAACGGGAACACUCGUUUGACGAGUUUUUGAAAAAAUACGAAAAUAUCACGAAAAAGGUUAUGACGGCAAUCGAUGACGAGUUGAAGAAGCACAAAGAAAAGAAAAGCGUGCGAACGAAAAACAAAACCAAAAGCUGGGAGACGAAGCACGACGGCCAAAGCGCACUAUUCAAAUUGGUUGAACAAGAAGCAGGCAGCAAGAAAGAGAAGAAGCCGGCGAAGAAGGUCGAAGCUGUCAGCAAAAAGGACAAAAGAACGAAAAAAGACGACGUUCGUCGAUCAACUCGAAAAACAUCAAAACGAUAA
Caenorhabditis bovis is the source of this 1203-nucleotide messenger RNA. The record is from the annotation of a GenBank genome assembly. NCBI's taxonomy places the organism in Eukaryota, Metazoa, Nematoda, Chromadorea, Rhabditida, Rhabditidae.